AUGAAGAUAACAUUUAGCUUAUUUUUUAUCCUUGUAAUUGUAACCAAGCUGAAUUCUAAAUCUAAUGUAUACUGUGCUAAUGAUUACAUUAAUGACUCUAGAGAAAUUAAGUAUUCCCCAUACACUUUUGAUUUAAGUAGUUAUGAUUUAGGUAGUCAAGAUAACCUUUUAAUAAAUUUAGAACACAAUGAAUCAAAACAAAAUUUGAGAAAAAAAAGAAGUGAAAAUCCGUUAGAACAUUUAGAGGAAAGUCAUUAUAAUACUGAAGAAUAUAUGGCCAGAAAUGAUGCUAAUGAUACAAGUUCACAUGAACACCAAGAAUAUGAAACACCAAACCCAGAAUACCCAGAACAACAUUCUUCUACUCAUGAACAAUAUGCCACUUCAAAUAUAAAUGAAUCUCCCUUGGAUACAAAAUUAGACCCAGAACCCUAUGAACACGGUGGACCUUCUCCACAUUUUGAGAACCCAGCUCCCGCAGAAGCUAAUCACGAUAGAGAACAUCCAGAUGCAAACGAAUUCAUUGGAGCACCUGGACAUCAUCCACAUGUUGACCAUGCAGGCCCCACAGAAGCUAAUCACGAUAGAGAACAUCUAGAUGCAAACGAAUUCAUUGGAGCACCUGGACAUCAUCCACAUGUUGACCAUGCAGGCCCCACAGAAGCUAGUUACAAUACAGAAAAUGUAUACCCAGAACCCUUUGAACACGGUGGACCUUCUCCACAUUUUGAGAAUCCAGCUCCCAGAGAAGCUAAUCGCGAUAAAGAACAUCCAGAUGAAAAUGAAUUCAUUGGAGCACCUGGAGCUCCCCAUUUUGAUAAUCCAGCUUCCGCAGAAGCUAAUCACGAUAAAGAACAUCCAGAUGCAAACGAAUUCAUUGGAGCACCUGGACUUCAUCCACAUGUUGAUCAUGCAGGUCCCCCAUCAACAAAUGAAGAUUCAUGGGCAGUAAUUGCAAAUAAUGAAUAUCACAAAGAAGUAAACGAGCCAAGCUAUAAAACAGCAGAGAUAAAUCAAAUUUUCAUAAAGGGAAUCGAUUUAUGCAAAGAUAUUUUCGAGUAUAGAAUGACUAAAUCUACAUAUAAGAAUGAAAAUAAUGCGAGUAAUGAAGUUACCCCAGAAGAACCAGAAAAUAAUGAGAGCCAUCAAAUUACCGUUGAUGCAAGAAAUGAGAUUGAUCCCCUACCCACUAUUUCAAAAGUUUAUAUAAUAGACAAUACACUUGAGCAAUAUAUGAAAGAUAUACAUUCCAUAUUAAUAAAUAUACAAAAUAUUAUUGAAAAAAGUAAAACAGUUGUAGAAUAA
Molecule: messenger RNA, 1305 nt
Organism: Plasmodium vinckei vinckei
Lineage: Eukaryota; Apicomplexa; Aconoidasida; Haemosporida; Plasmodiidae
Product: conserved Plasmodium protein, unknown function
Exons: 1
Coding region: 1-1305 (434 amino acids)
Source: RefSeq, a predicted model, not a curated record